ACAGCUGCUACUAAAAUGCAAAGUGUGGAGGUGGGUGGAGCUUCGUAUGAGUGGCGUUCAAGGUUGCUGACUGGAACUGGGUUUGUGCUGUAUGGGGGAAGAUUGUUCUGYCUCUGUUGCGGUCACGACUAUGUUUUCCAGGACUGCCUAGCACGGUCAGAUAUGGCUGAAGUAAUUGCCGUCAGCGCCCCUCUGCUCCUGCCGUCCACUAUGAACGCCAUCUUCCAGGUCCAGGAGGACGCCGGUGCUUCUGCCCCUCCUCCGGCCACCCAAGGCAGCGAGGACUACCUGUUUGUGGAGACCAGGCACCCCAACACGGUCCUGCAGGGCCUCAACAGCCUGCGGCUCAACAACGCCUUCUGUGAUGUGACUCUGUGCUGUGGAGGGCAGGAGUUCCCCUGUCAUCGCAUUGUGUUGGCUUCUUUCAGCUCCUACUUCCAGGCAAUGUUUUCAGCUGAAAUGCUGGAGUCCAAGCAGGAGCGUGUUGCUAUAAAUGGCGUGGAACCUCAAAUGAUUGGCAUGCUUGUGAGCUAUGCCUACACAUCAGAAGUGUACAUCUCUAAGGCGAACGUACAGGCGCUGCUGGCAGCAGCCAAUCUGCUGGAUGUGAUGGCGGUUCGAGAGGCUUGUUGUCGCUUUAUGGAGCGUCAGAUGGACGAGAUUAAUUGUGUGGGAAUUCAUUGCUUUGCUGAGGCUCACUCCUGUAAAAUGCUGGAGAAACGCAGCAUGGAGUACAUCCUGGAGCACUUCAACAGUGUUUGUCAGCAGGAGGAGUUUUUGUCUCUGUGCGUGGACAAACUGACYGAAAUCAUCGCCAGUGACCUUCUCAACGUGCCUAAAGAGGAGGUGGUGUUCGAGGCUGUCGUGUUGUGGUUGAAUAAAUGCCCCACUCGCAAGCAGAGCUUCGAAAAGGUGCUUGAGCACAUCCGCCUGUCUCUCAUCAGCCCGUACUACCUUCAUGAUGUCAUCGAGUCUCUGGAUGUGGUGAAGGAGAGUCAGGGCUGCCAGAAGCUCAUCUCUGAGGCCAAGGACUACCUGCUGCUGAAAGACAGACGUGCAGAACUCUACAGCCUCAGAGCCAGACCUCGCAGGUCCACAGGUACAGCUGAAGUGAUUGUGACGGUUGGCGGGGAGGAUGACAAGGUGGUGCUGCGCAGCGUAGAGAGCUUCGACCCUGUGACCAACCAGUGGAAGAAUCUGGCGUGUCUGCCCUUCGCUGUGAGCAAACAUGGGCUGGUUGUCUCGGAUUCGACUCUGUAUUUGGCAGGAGGAGAGUUUCCUGAUGGAUCAGCGAGCAGAGAGAUGUGGCGCUAUGACCCCUGCUUCGACUCCUGGAUGGAGAUGGCUCCCAUGAAUGUAGCUCGCUCCGAGUUAGGUCUGGUGAUGUUGGARGGUUUUGUGUAUGCUGUGGGAGGUUGGGAGGGCCGGUCACGUCUCGAUUUAGUGGAGUGCUACAACCCUCACACCAACUCUUGGCAGUUCACCGAGUCGGUAAAAAUGGCCGUCACGAGUCCUGCGGUGGUGGCGCUGGACGGUCUGCUCUAUGUUACAGGUGGUGCUGUUUUAGAGGAUGGUGAUGGCACAAACCUCGCACAGGUUUACAAUCCAAAAACUGCUACGUGGACCGAGAUUGCGCCCAUGCAGAUCGCUCGCUCUGGUUCAGCCGCUUGUACGCUCAAAGGAAAGAUCUAUGUUAUCGGUGGAUGGCACGCCUCAACGGAGAACACAGAUAAAGUGGAGUGUUACAAUCCCAAGACUAACCAGUGGACCAUGUGUGCCCCCAUGAAGGAACGACGAUACCGACCCGGUGCUGCUGUAGUGGAUGCAAAGAUCUAUGUGUUGGGAGGAGAGGAGGGUUGGGACAGAUAUCACGACACUAUAGAGAGGUACUGUGAGGAAACGGACACGUGGGAGAUUGUCGGGGAGAUGCCCACCAGUCGCAGCUGGCUCAGCUGUGUGUCUCUCCAGCUGAUGAAGGACGUCCACAUAAGCAGUUGUCCUGUCACUCUAAACAACAACUAAAACGCGACGAGAGGAAGGCCUUAUGUGGUUAUUUGCACUUUUCUCUUUAACAAUGUGGUACUAGGCUCAGAGUUGGGAGACUGAGCAGCCUGGAGRGGUUUGAGCUCUUUGCUGGGGUCUAAAGCUCGUCGGUUUUAGUCGGUGAUUCCUCGAGGAGCUAGUUUUGGUCGAGUUACUCAUUUUGGAGUGGCAGUUGGGAUGCUGUUAACCUCAUGUUACUGUGACCCUCAGCAGUUGGGACUCUGCCUCUGUAUGAUGUGAACGUUUGUUUUGUUUUUUUAAUGUCCAGACACCUCAGCCUGAAGAUGUUCCUCGCCAACAUAGUGUAUUUUUGUAUUAUGUGUUGGAUUUAUGACAAGCUGUCAGAAUUUGCUUUUUCUUUUCUUUUUUUUUUCUGACAAUACAAAACACAUCACAAAAGCUCUGUGGGCCAAAAAGCUAUAUUGUGAAUAUUUUUAAAGUUAACCUGUGGAGAAAUGUACAUGUCUUUUUGUAAUUAAAUUUUGUGAGUUCUYAAUGAUUGUCAUCCAACCUGUGAUAUGUUGAAUAUAUUUUUGUAAUGUGUUGUCCUUCUUAUUUUGGUGAAUGUAAGUAGAUUAUAGUUGUAAUAAAGCUUUUAUUUACUAA
Molecule: messenger RNA, 2649 nt
Organism: Austrofundulus limnaeus
Lineage: Eukaryota; Metazoa; Chordata; Actinopteri; Cyprinodontiformes; Rivulidae
Product: kelch-like protein 20
Exons: 12
Coding region: 16-2022 (668 amino acids)
Molecular function (GO): protein binding
Source: RefSeq, a predicted model, not a curated record